Opisthorchis viverrini is the source of this 1667-nucleotide messenger RNA. RefSeq lists its product as hypothetical. Bases 19 to 1404 code for a protein of 461 amino acids. NCBI's taxonomy places the organism in Eukaryota, Metazoa, Platyhelminthes, Trematoda, Opisthorchiida, Opisthorchiidae. The record is from RefSeq and is a predicted model, not a curated record. The transcript is spliced from 3 exons.
CACACAUGAACACAACUAAUGGCGACUAAAAUAUUUCCAGACUCAUUUCGUACCUUAUCACUAGAUCUUACAGAAUCUGUUGACUACGAUUUUUUCGAAGACAAUCUUAAUAAUGAUAAGAAACCCACCAACACGACGUCUGAAAGUACGAACGCUGAAGAAAUAUCCGCGGGGAGUGACCGGCUUCAACCAGAACCUACUGUUAGUGGGCUGCAACGUGGUACCAAAUUUGCUAUAGUUCAGCCAUCAUCCCCUUGCUUAUCGGAUACUUCACAGAGUAACCAAGGUGACCUGUCCUCAGAGCGCAGGGCCCGAUCGCGUUCAAACACGCUCAGUCUAUCACGGUCUUAUGAUUCAGAUUUUUCAGCAGUGUCUACGGAGAACGAAGAGGCGGAGGAACAGUCCCAUGGACAACAGAAAGUGGUUCAACAACGUAAAGAAUCAGCUAGCGACAGCGAUGUCAUGGAGGAAGUUGAGUAUAGCGGCUCUGCACAGCGGUCAGUUACUAGUCACUCGCGAAAACGAGACGACGAAAUUGAACGAGCUAAAGCUGAGAGAUUGGAAAAGGCUAUGAUCAGUCUGACAAGACGUUUACAUAACAUGCGAAUUCGCCCUCCAUGGCGUGACCCGAAUUCCCGUCAGCUACCAAGUGACCGCGCAGCCUCCUUCUAUGAAUUAUACGAACAAUUCACACAGGCCAGUAAAAACGAUUCCCUGUCCGAUGGCAAUAAACUUCUACCGAGUCGAAAUACGGUUAUCUGCAGACCGUAUCACACAACCUUGAAUCGCUUUAGAGAACAAGAGAGGAUUCAAAUGGAGAACUAUGCUUUGGCAAAAAGGUUGGAGAAAGUACGUCCGACACCAGGUAUGACGCGUGAAGAGCAGCUCCGUGAGUACAAACGUUACUUCAUUUCACCUAAUGCGUACCAAACAAGACCGGUCAGUUUGAACCGUCGUCCGGAAUCAGCCGACCAAUCCUACAGAGUUGAUCAUUCGGGAGACAGUACUUCAAAGCGUGCUAGUGUAGCGGGCCACCGCCAAGUGUCUUCAGCAGCGUAUCCCUGCCGGAGAAACCUGUGUUCAGCAGGUACCCGUAAUGCAUCUAGCGUUCCAUCCAAUUGUUCAUCCAGCAAUGGACCAAGGUCUAACAAAGUUGGAACAAGCAUUCCCAGUCAUAGCCGAGAGGUAAGAAAAGAAGUAGACGAAACGUCUUCAUCAGGAGGGACCGCCGCACCAAAAAACAGGGUCUCAUUACCAACAGCUCCGAUUUACACGUCGCAGCGCACUACUAACCAGAACGAAGGCCCCCAAGAAAUGUCCGAUGAUGGAUCAACGCCCCAACCGCCUCCAUCCCCGAGGAGGAAAAAUAGCAAGCCACGAAGUGGCUGUAGACCACACAGAUGAGAUUUAGUCAGGUCGUCCUGUAGAACUUCACUCCCAUCUAUUCAACCAUCCUUGCCCCCAAAUUAUCACAAAUUAAGAAACAAUGAAACGAACAAAGCGUAUUUACUUUCUGAGGCGUUCGCUUUAGCUUUCGUUCGAUGCACUCCUGAGAAGUCCAUUUUUGUCUUCAUAUUUGCUGGUUUUGCGGCGAGUGCGUGAGAAUUUGUGCUCGCAUCAGUUACUACCAUCCUUCUGCUUCCCAACCUGACCUAUCAAGUUCGAAC